This is a messenger RNA of Pyrenophora tritici-repentis Pt-1C-BFP, 2103 nucleotides long. Lineage: Eukaryota; Fungi; Ascomycota; Dothideomycetes; Pleosporales; Pleosporaceae. The record is from RefSeq and is a predicted model, not a curated record.
AUGCACAGACUCGCCCACACAUAUACUAGAGAAAAGCCGUACUCGUGUCGAUGCGGUGCAGCUUUUACGCGACGGGACCUGCUUACCAGGCAUUGGCGUAUCACUCAUCAUGCCGGAAAUGCCGGUGUGACAGAGUCAACAUCGUCAACUGAGACCGCGACAACUUUAGACGCGCCACAGCAGCAGGAUCCGUCCCAUGUGCAUCCCGUUCCUGCAAGUCGGUUGAGCGUAUCGGAUGCAAGUGUUACACACGCCCAUCUUGUCCCGCAGGUACACUCAGGCCAGCUUGAAUUGCACGAUCCCGCUCCCGUCUUUCAGGACCCCCAAGCACAUAUAAUUACUCAAGGUGUGUAUGAUACCAAAGCUGAAACAUUACGCGUUGGCCGGCUUGCUGACGACGAUCUAGAGUUACAACAAGCGCCACCGCCAUAUAAUGAUGAAGGGUUCGAGGACUUUCGCGACUUUGUAAACUUUAUUGACGGUGUAGGCCUCUCAGCCCAAUGGACGCCGGAGUACGAUUUUGACUGGAUGCGGAUUGGUGAGCACCAGCAAGAAUCCCGGAGACAUUCCCGCGAACCAGAAACCGCGCCGUCUCCGGGCCCCGAAGAUAUUGGUACACCCUUCAGUACCUGGUUACCCUCAGCUCCAGCCGAUGAUCAAGUACAUCUGAGGUCGCAUGCAGAGGAUGCUGGCGCACAGUAUUGCUUCGAGCGGAGAAGCUCAGAACGCCUGUUUCGGGUUUCCAAGGCCAUUGUGUUCGAACGCCUGCGGCAGGAGGAGUCACACUUUGGUCCACAAACCCUCGCCUUUAUUGCCUCAAGGAACGUUGUCUCACCUGUCUCAGCACCUUCAACAAGACGAUCGGGUCCCUGGGCUCCUCUUGACAUGGCCAAGACGCUACUAAUAUUGGUGGGAUACGCCACGUGGGAGAGAAAAGACUUGCUGCAGCAGGCUUUUGCACUGAGAGGCCUAUUGGUACAGACACUUCGGGACAUUGGCCUUGAAGAAGAAAAGCCCGACUUGAAUGGGUCGACAUCAAGAGCAGCUAUGUGGGACCAUUGGGUACAACGUGAAUCUGCCAGACGCACAAAGCUUGUGUCCUUUGCCUACAUCAAUGUACACAGCAUUACGUACAACAUUCAUCCUCUACUAUGGAGCAGCGAACUACACUUACGGCUUCCCUGUCUCUCGCAAGAGUGGCAGGCCAGCAGCGCCGCACAAUGGGUCACACUACAACGUGAUACUAAGGAAGAGCAAAUGCCCUUUCAGCAAGCAUUGUCAAUACUGCUUCAAGGGACGGCAAAUCAAGAGCUUGUACAUCCUAUACCAAGCCCCAUUGGAAACUACAUUCUCCUGCACGCGCUGCUACAGCGAAUCUAUGUGGUUCGAGAAUUGUCAUUCCCUGCCACGUCACCCGCGACGAUUUCGGACGCGGAAAUGCAAGUCAUCAGUCGCGCUCUUCGCGCAUGGACGUCGCUUUGGCAGCAAACACCCGAAUCGAUGCUCGACCCUAACAACGAGAGUGGACCCAUCCCGUUCACGUCAAGUGCGCUCCUAGUCGUAGCUUACGUACGCCUUUCGCUCAACAUAGGACCAUAUCGUCACUUGGAGUCACGUGACACGGAUGUGAUUGCAAAUGGCCUCAGGCAAGUUCCAGACAUUGAGCGAAACGAUAACCUCCUGCCGGCCCUACUCUAUUCAACACAUGCACUGAGUAUACCCGUCAGGCUUGGGAUCGACAGGGUUGCGCGUAGCCAAGCCUUUUUCUGGAGCGUUCAACACGCGAUAUCGAGCUUUGAAUGCGCUAUAUUUCUGGGCAAGUGGCUAUGCUCUGUUGCCAGGCCAUCACGAGAAGACACACUGUCACGUUCAGAGCAUCGCAUUCUCCACUGGGUUCGAUGCAUUAUCAAAGAAGCGUAUGCGGUAAUUGAUUUUGAUGAGCCCGAGGUGCGUGAUGGCACUCUGAGUGUUCCGAGUGAGCCAUUUGCGCUCGGUCUCGCAGUCUUGAAUAUCUGGUCUCGAUUCUUUCGCGGGAAUACGCAGUGGCAAUUUGUUGUUAAUCUAGGGUUGAGUCUGGAGAAAUAUAUCCGGACGCUUGUGUAG